Salvelinus fontinalis (brook trout) is the source of this 2764-nucleotide messenger RNA. Its product is annotated as ADP-ribosylation factor-like protein 3. The transcript has 6 exons. Gene Ontology annotation, molecular function: GTPase activity; GTP binding. Lineage: Eukaryota; Metazoa; Chordata; Actinopteri; Salmoniformes; Salmonidae. Bases 1685 to 2254 code for a protein of 189 amino acids. Gene Ontology annotation, cellular component: microtubule cytoskeleton; cytoplasm. The record is from RefSeq and is a predicted model, not a curated record. Gene Ontology annotation, biological process: cilium assembly.
AGUGGGAGAACUUGCACAAUUGGUGGCUGACUAAAUACUUUUUUGCCCCACUGUACAUAUAGCAACCAGAAGCCCUGGAUUACAGGAAAAAUCCACACUGAGCUGCAGCUUUCAAGGAGUGGGACACUAAUCCGGAUGCUUAUAAGAAAUCCCGCUACAACCUCCGACAAGCCAUCAACCAGGCAAAGCUUCAAUAAAGGACUAUGAUAGAUUCCUACUACACCGGCUCUGACGCUCAUUAGAUGUUGCAGGUCUUGCAAACUAUCACUAUCAUUCACGAGCUGCUCAGUGACGUGAGCCUACCAGACAAGUUAAAUGCAAGCUUCAAGGCAAGCAACACUGAACUAUUCACGAGAGCACCAGUUGUUCUGGACGACUGUGUUAUCUCGUAUGACCUUUAAACAGGUUAACAUUCAAAAGGCCGCAGGGCCAGAUGGAUUACCAUGAUGCGUACUCAGAGCAUGCGCUGAUCAGCUGGCAAAUAACUUCACUGACAUUUCCAACAUCUCCCUGACCCUGUCUGUAAUACCUACAUGUUUCAAGCAGACUACCAUAGGCCCUGUGCCCAAGAACGCCAAGAUAACUUGUCUAAAUGACAAUCGCCCCGUAGCACUCACAUCUGUAGCCAUGAAAUGCUUUGAAAGGCUAGUCAUGGCUCACAUAAACACCAUCAGCCCAGAUACCCUGGACCCAAUGCAAUUUGCAUACCACCCCAACAGAUCUAUAGAUGACGCAAUCUCUAUUGCACUCCACACUGCCCUCUCCCAUCUGGAUCAGAGGAACACCUAUGUUACAAUGUUGUUCAUUGACUACAGCUCAGCAUUCAACACCAUAGUGCCCUCCAAGCUCAUCACUAAGCUCAGGACCCAUAAAACUGCUACAUUUACCAAGUAGCUACCCGGACUAUCUGCAUUGACCUCCCCGUUGCACUAACUCUUUUGAUUCAUCACAUAUGCUGCUGCUACUGCUCAUUAUUUAUCAUGUUGCCUAGUCACUUUACCCCUACCUAUAUGUACAUACAGUAUCUACCUCAAUAUUUCUUACUGCUGGACAUUGACUCAGUACUGGUACCCCCUGUAUAUAGCAAAGUUAUUAUUACUCAUUGUGUAUUUAUUCCUUGUGUUAUCUUUCUUUUUUUUGUCUAUUUUUCUCUCUUCAUUGUUGGGAAGAAAUGUGAUUUGAUUUGUAAGGAAAACACAAAACAAUAUUUUGGAGGAACACGGAGGAGGGAGAAGGCUGAGGGGUUGGAGGAUAGUGGGCAGAGACCAGAGAAAGGCAGCAGAUGAAGACUGCUUCCCGUGUGGCAGGUGGUGGGGAGGAUAAUCCAGGUAAAUUCUUUAAUGCAUGGAGGUAGGCACAGAAAGGACAAGGGAGGGGUGGGGGCCAAUGGGGUUGGGGUAAAGGUGUGCAAAACAGGGAGGGCUAAUUGUAGCCUGGUAAUCCUUCCCUGGCCCCUACCUACUUCUCCUCCUGAGGGAGAGCUGCUGAGGGAGGCCAAGCAGGAGACGAUUCCACCCUGGCUUUGGACGCUUCAAACGGAUGUAAGGGGUACCGAGGAGAUACCUUUAGGCCUAUUUACUGGGUACCUGGACAACACUGUGCUCACCUCUGAAGAUUCACCAUAGAAUGCGGAUUUACCCUCUUACCUGUCCUUUUUCCCACCAUCUGAAGCACAUCAUUCAACAUGGGAGAAGUUCAAAAGGGGUUUUUCUCAAUCCUACAGAAAUUAAAAGGAAUAACAGAGCAGGAACUUCGGAUAGUCCUUCUGGGUCUAGACAACGCUGGCAAAACAACGCUGCUUAAACAGCUUUCAUCCGAGGAUGUCAACACCAUUACUCCUACACAGGGCUUCAACAUUAAGAGUCUCACGUCUCACGGAAUGAAACUGAACGUGUGGGACAUUGGAGGACAGAGGAAGAUUCGACCCUUCUGGAAGAAAUAUUUGGAAAACACAGAUUUGUUGAUAUAUGUCAUAGAUAGUGCAGACAAGAAGCGGUUUGAAGAAACUGGACUGGAGCUGUCAGAACUGAUCGUUGACGAGAACCUGAAGGGGGUUCCAGUGCUUAUCUUUGCCAACAAGCAGGACCUGGCCACGGCCUCGCCUGCCAGCGAAAUUGCAGAGGGCUUGAACCUGCACACGUACCGCGACCGGGCGUGGCAGAUCCAGGCCUGCUCCGCUUUCUCUGGAGAGGGAGUACAGGACGGGAUGAACUGGAUUUCCGACACCAUUGCGAAUAGGAAGAAAGCUGACUAAACCCUGAAUAUUCAACAUGCUGCUUUGUAUACACAUACUUUUUUGUGCUUCAUGAAAACUCUGUACAAAUGUUAACACCCAAUGCAACGGUGACAGGUUUUAUAGAUGAAGCCAUCUGUCUGAGGAUGCCCCAAAACAUUUGAGAUCUUUCUGGCUUCUCAAAUCCAGCCACAGGAAAAUGGACUGGAGGAGGGGGGGGGUCACAAUAGAAACCAUCAACAAGAGAGAAAAAACACAUAUUCUCCCGGUCCCAUGAAGGGUUAAUGCUCUGUAAUGAUACUUUCUUUGAUAUAUAAGUCUAUGGAAGAAAAAACUAUUCUGGAAGAGCACAAGUACUCCAAGGGACAGAGCAUUUCAUGGGCAAAUAGUCCCACAUAAAUUUUAGUAGAACAUCUCUUUACUUUUAAGCACAUUUUAGGAAAAAUUCAUACAUUUUGUAGUUGGUGUGGUUUCAUUGUUUAUACAUUAUUUGUUUAUCGCGUGAAUCGCGACUGUGAUACAAAAUAAAUA